GCUCCUUCAUGCGGAACGUCAUUACGAGCUAAAACAGGUGGGGAUCUUCUUCAUUCAAAGUCUGGUGGAAUCAGGAAACGACGUUUCUUGUUAGUUGGAUGUAAACCGCGACACCGAGAGGUUAUGUUAAUAAUAAAACGCGCGCGUUUCGGUAUUGCUGACUAGAAUUUUUUAUUAACACACGUGAAUGGAUGGUUGUCGAUUGGAUACGUGUUGUGAAUUUUUUUUUUUUUUUAAUUGGAAAUUUGAAAGUGACGUUGAUACUUUUUGUUCGGGAGUGGAAAAUGAUGUGUUUAAACGAUUCAAGAAACCAAAGUUUAUACGAUUCCGACCAGGACAGCGUCAGCAGCGGCGAGGAAUUACCAAUAUGGGUACGAGGGGAGCAGCGAUGGGUUUCCGGUAUAACUGAAGAAACCACGUGUCAAGACGUGAUCCAAGUAUUAUUGCACGACGAAGAAAGAAGGGGACGACCGAUAAGUCAAUUACAACAAUACCAAAUAACCGAAAGAUGGAGGGGCGUCGAACAACCUUUAGACGAUUAUUCGAAAAUAUUGGAUAUUUGGAAUGCUUGGGGCAGGGCGCAAUCGGAGGUGAAAAUAUCGCUGAGGAGGGUGAAAUCGGACGCGUUAAGGCCUCCUAGUAGACGAACGAGAUGCAGAUCGGAUUCCAGUACGUGGUCGGACAGAAGUGCCUUCAAAACUAUCCAUCCGAAAAGAUUGCAAGCCUUACAAAACGAAAAACAACCGUCCAGUACGGAAGAACUACUGAAAUUAGUUUUGGCGCAAGGAGAAGUCAUUAGGAGACAACUCAAAAAAUUGAGGCACAGCGAACACCAAAUAGGUUAUUUAGAGGACAAAACCCAUCGGGCUAGAGUCAGAAAACACGGAAGCAACUACUUAUUGGAAACGUAUCUCAAAGGUCUAUCGGAAGCCGUCGAUCCCGAACAAGACACUUUCAUUGCAGACAAAAAUAGUGAUAGUGGAGUUAUGACUGAAGGGGAUAGCGAACAGUCUAACAAUAAUAAACAAACUGGAACGGGAGAGAUGCUUUCUGAGAGAUUUUCUCCGUGUUCUGAAGAAUUGAACAAGGAUACGAAAGAUGACGAUUCCAGUUCGACGAUAAGUGAGUCGACGUUGAAAGAACAAGUGGGUUUAUUCGAAAAAAUCAAUAAACUGAAUAAACGCCUUUUGAAAGAAGAAGAAAACUUGGCGAGAUUAGAAGCUAACCUAAAAAAAUAUCAGAGGAACGAAAAACAGAAGCGAGAAGAAGACGUAAGCGAGACUUUAACGAAAUUACGCACUGAUAUGAUAAAGAGUUCUUGCGAGAUGCAACACAACGAAAUAGUUUUAGAAGAAACAUUAGAAAAAUUGGAAAGUCGAAGAAUAUUUUUGGAGAAUCUUCAUAGAGAGCUGGUUAAUGAGGAACAUGAGCACGAAAUGCUUCAAGCUCUGUUGUUUACCAAGAUACAACAGUUUGAAGUGGAAAAGAGGAAGAGCACCACCCCAUACGUCUACCAAACCAAAGAAUUGUUGGAUACCCUAGUAUAAUAAUAUCUUUUUAACGUUUUUCUAAAUUAAUACCAAAUAUUGUGUACCUAAAUAGCUUUGUUAACAAUAAUUUUAAGUUCUAUUGAAAUGGAAGCGUUGUUGAUUUUUGUAAUAUAUAUUUUUAAUAUUUUGAA
Diorhabda sublineata is the source of this 1681-nucleotide messenger RNA. Its product is annotated as ras association domain-containing protein 10-like. Lineage: Eukaryota; Metazoa; Arthropoda; Insecta; Coleoptera; Chrysomelidae. Gene Ontology annotation, biological process: signal transduction. The transcript is spliced from 6 exons. The record is from RefSeq and is a predicted model, not a curated record. Bases 192 to 1547 code for a protein of 451 amino acids.